Molecule: messenger RNA, 1398 nt
Organism: Chlorella variabilis
Lineage: Eukaryota; Viridiplantae; Chlorophyta; Trebouxiophyceae; Chlorellales; Chlorellaceae
Exons: 14
Coding region: 16-936 (306 amino acids)
Biological process (GO): regulation of DNA-templated transcription
Cellular component (GO): nucleus
Molecular function (GO): chromatin DNA binding; histone binding
Source: RefSeq, a predicted model, not a curated record
GAGAAGGAGGCCUUCAUGAGCAGCCGCAAGCUGGCGGCCAUCAUCAGCGACGCAGCCUCCACAGGCAUCUCGCUGCAGGCCGACCGCCGCGUACCGAACCAGAGGCGGCGCUGCCACAUCACCCUGGAGCUUCCCUGGUCUGCUGAUCGUGCAGUGCAGCAGUUUGGACGGAGCCACCGCAGCAAUCAGGCCUCCGCCCCGCUCUACAAGAUCCUGGUGACGCCGCUGGCGGGAGAGUUCCGCUUCGCCUCGGCGGCCGCCAAGCGCCUGCAGAGCCUGGGCGCGCUGCUGCACGGCAGCCGCCACGCCACCGGCGCGGGCUCGGAGCUGAAGAGCUUUGACGUGGAUAACAAGUACGAAUCCCUCCUGCUUGGCACCUGCCCUGGGCUGUCAGCUCCGCGGCUCUCGCCUCUCGCUCUACAUGAGGGCACGCCUGGUGAGCCCAGCAGGCUGCCGGGUGUGAUGAGCGCGGGCCUGCUGCGGCCCAAUGAGCGCGGCCAGCCGGCGCUGCCCAAGGACAAGGUGCCGGUCAAGGCGUUCCUCAACAAGCUGCUGGGCAUGCGCCUGCGCGACCAGCAGCUCAUGUUUGACUUCUUCGCCUCCGCGCUGGACAAGGUGAUUGCUGCUUACAAAGCCCUGGGCGACUACGACACAGGCGCCCAGGUGCAUCGCGUGGAUUUGGCGCUGGACCGCGGCGUGUCGUUUGAGACGGCGUGCGACCUGCGGGACGAUGCGGAGCCGUGCGGCGGCGGAGGGGCCCGACCACCACCACUCCUCUGGUUUUUACAUGAUGGGUCUGGAGGUGGAGGCUGGGGGCCGCCGAAGGCCUCGCUACAUCCUGCUGGCGGCGGAGGUGGGCAAGACCCUCAACAACCAGCCCCGCCUGGCCAUCCGGCGCCCCAACACCAGCGCCGCGGGCAGCAUGACGCUGGGUGAGCUGAGCGCCAAGAACUACCGCAAGAUCACAGACGCCAGCGCCGAGCCGGUGUGGCGCUUCUGGUACGAGCACAGCGUGGACCACUGCACGCACGGCGACAAGUGCGACCUGGGCGGCUGCCAGUUUGGCCGCCGCCACAGCAGCGUGCACAUCCUCAGUGGGGCCGUGCUGCCGCUGAUGAAGCGGCUGGAGCAGCUGCGCAGCAGGAGCAUGUGGGGCAGGCUGGGCAUGAGCGGGGAUGCCACCCGCCCGCUGCGCAUCGUCAAGGCCGUCACCAGCGGCGGCGAGUCGGUGGUCGGCAUUGAGGCCGUGGAGGAGCGGGAGAUGGAGCACUGGGUCACCUGCCUGGACAAGGACAAGGCCAGGGAGGCCGAGGCGGCAGCGGAGGCGGAGGCUGCCGCUGCUGCCAAGGCGGAGGCCGAGGCGGCGGUCGCGGCGGCGGCGGCGGCCACCCCUGACAU